CGAGGCGGUUGCAAGCUCGGCUUACGAGUCGCUCGGAAAAUCAUCAAUAGUUGCCGUGGCCUGGACAGUAAAGGGAAAGUUUAGCCAAGAGUCGGCCAGUCUGCCAGUCUGCCAAGAAUUAGCCACCGAUAAGCGACUAACAUAUAUAUGGCCAAAGAAGUCUAUGUCUAUGUGGUUAGUAGAAAGUUUCGCUCAAGUGUUGUUAAGUGCUCCAAAGUUGGCCGUGAUAGUUAAGUGCGCUCGUAACUGAAUCUCGGCCCAUUCGGUGUUGCCUCCUCACACGUUGGUAUUUUUCGGAAAAGUUUUUCUUGGCCCUUGAUGCUCACUUCUCCAUUCUAAACUCUAUCCCCGGCCUGUCAAAAUGUUUUGGCCCGAACUUUUCGUGCAGUAGGCCGCCAACAAUUGAAGUUUUGACAACAAAAUUUAGUUAAGCAAAGCUGCCGCGGUUUCAUAUUCUUUUCCGGCUGAACUGCAGAGUGACGAAGGUUGUGCAACAAAAAAAAAAAAGAAUUGCCCUGCACUUUUUGCAGACUUUCGAUCCGUGUUUGGUUAACUACGUGAAACUCCAUCAAAGCGAACAGAUUGAACGUGUGAUGUGAAUGCCCUGCCAUGGAUCUUAAGACCGGCUCUCUCCUCGUGGCGCCCGCCGUGAAGAACUCCAGCUGCUCGCAUCCGCGCUACUCGGGCCACAACUUCAUCGCCCACAUUGGGAUCGCGGAAACCAUCGAGGCGGUACUGAUUCUGGUCCUGACACUGGGCGUCAUCGGGGCCAACUGCCUGGUCAUCUUCGUCAUCAACAAUCGCCGCUAUGCGGCCUACAUACACCAACAGCCCCGCUAUCUGCUCACCUCGCUGGCCCUGAAUGACCUGACAAUUGGUCUGUUAAUUACACCAUUCGGUCUAAUGCCGGCAUUGUUUCACUGCUGGCCGUACGGAGAGAUCUUCUGCCAGAUACAGGCUCUGCUACGCGGCGCGCUUUCCCAGCAGAGUGCCGUUAUCCUCGUUUGCAUGGCCGUCGAUAGAUAUAUGUGUGCUCUGCAUCCGCGACGCUAUUACCAGCACUCCAGCAAAAAGGGCUGUGUGGCCAUACUGAGCUUAACCUGGAUUAUCAGUCUGACGGUAUUUGGCUUUCUGGUCCUGCCCAAAGGUUACUACUUCAACAAUACGGGUCUAAUGGCCUGCGAGCCCUUCUACAGCAAGCCCUCGUAUAGGAUAUUGUCGACGUGCGCCCUCUACUUUCCCACGACGAUGGUGCUGAUGUACUGCUACGGCUCCAGCUUCCACAUGAGCCGCUUCCGGCUGAACGAUCCGACCAUGCCGCUCACGGCCGCCGCCCACCACCCACACCCCCAUCCACAUCCCACCGCCGCCCAGCAGCUCCAGAUGCAUCAACACCACCAGCAGCAGCAUCAGCAUCAGCAGCAUCAGCAGCAGGUUCAACACCAUCAGCAGGCGGGAUUGCACUCUCACCUCUACCACGGCCACUCGCACCAUCCACAUCAUCCAGGCCACCCUAGCCACCCUAACCACCCUAGCCACCCGCACCACCAUGGCCAUCCCAUGGGCCACCUCGGCAUGGCCAUGAGCAUGGGCAUGGGACUGGCCGGCAUGCCGAACAUGACAAACAAGAUUACCAAAAAGAUUGUUCCCAUCCAGGAGAAGAACUCGAGCGGAUCCACCUCACGUUCGAUGGCUGCCAUCUCGCUGGGCUUCAUUGUGAUGGUCACUCCGUGGACGAUUCAGGAGAUAGUCACUGCCUGCACUGGAUCCAAGUUGCCGCCGUUUCUCGAUUUCCUGGUCACCUGGACAGCGUUGAGCAAUAGCUUGUGGAACCCCUUCAUGUACUGGCUGUUGAACUCCGAUUUCCGCCGUCUGAGUCGCCAACUGAUGCCAAACAAAUGUUUCCCCCAUGAGGAUACGCCCGAGCACAAAUCAGGCUGUUGUCACAUCAAUGCUAACGAUUUCGAAAUCACAACGCUUCCGAUUCCCCCGGAACCGCCCUCAUCCCGCCCACCACCAGGAGGAGGAGGAGGAGGAGGAGGAGUAGGAGUUGGUUCAGCUAGUGGAGGAGGAGCUUCUAGUGGAGUCGGUGGAGUGGCCAGUUCGAUUGGUGGCUCCGUUCUGGGCAUUUGUGGACGCUCGCGGGCCAACAGUUUGAGUCGCAGUGCCUCACAGUACAUACGCGGCACAAUGGGCGGCGGAUUGCAUGGCCACCAGGCCACGGAGGCCUUCGCCACCACGCGGCCCGACAUCGAGGGCCUGUCCGAGAAGUACUGGGGCGAGAUCCUGGAGCGGACCGUCAGCUCUGGCAACCUGAGCGCCAUGCAGAAGAACCUGCCACCGCACCUGCCCUACACCCACCCCCACCACCUGGUGCACCAGCUGCACCAGCCGCAGCAGCACCACCAGCAGCAGACCACCUCCUUCAGCAAGGCCAGCGAUCUGCAACUGGAUCUGAAUCUCAGCCAGGCAGCCACUGCCGCCGAACUGGGCAAAUUCUCCAAUUCGGAGCCCAAGUUGUGUGAGCACCUCUUCCACGACGUGAACUGUGCCAAGAGCAAGGCCGCCAAUGGCGGAGGAGGAGGUGCCCUGGAUGGCGAAUCAUCCAUGAAGCUGACCUGUGGACGCAGCAUUCCGGACAUUUAGUACGCAGAGGAUGUGAUCUUGGCCAAGAGCCAGCUGCUGGCUCGCCAGUCGCAGAAGUGCUCGCACCAUCCGCUGCACCAGCAGGCCAAGAUGCGGACCCAUUCGCACACGGGCAGUCUGCGGUUCUCAAGAAUUCGCGCCGCCUGCCACAGUCCGCCGCCUGAGAAGUCCGGCUUUCCACUGGCCGAGUACCGCAAGUAGGAUGGAUGGGUUACGCCCUACCGAUGGGCAUUAAAUUCCCCGAAAUAAAGAAGAACUAGGGAGUGAGAAUGAGUAGUAUCUCUAAGAUUCCAUAGGUGUAUGUGCGUGUGAGUGUCUAUAUAAUAUCGCAUGAGCAAACCAUAAAAUGUGUGUUGUCUAUUAGGCCUAAGAACUGGAAGAUCACAAGGGGUAGGUCGGGUUUUUUAGUUCCAUUAACUUAUUAUUUGAUACCCAGAGAAAAACAAGCGCAAAUCCAAAUCACUUUGAAAUACAUAUUUUCCGUACAGAUUAAAAUAAAAGAUUAAAUUUCUAAUUUUUCGUUUGACUAUUUUGGGAUUU
Molecule: messenger RNA, 3186 nt
Organism: Drosophila elegans
Lineage: Eukaryota; Metazoa; Arthropoda; Insecta; Diptera; Drosophilidae
Product: 5-hydroxytryptamine receptor 1A
Exons: 9
Coding region: 610-2646 (678 amino acids)
Biological process (GO): neuropeptide signaling pathway
Cellular component (GO): membrane
Molecular function (GO): corazonin receptor activity
Source: RefSeq, a predicted model, not a curated record